Messenger RNA from Prosopis cineraria, 1145 nucleotides. RefSeq names its product leucine-rich repeat extensin-like protein 3. The record is from RefSeq and is a predicted model, not a curated record. The annotation marks the transcript as partial. Lineage: Eukaryota; Viridiplantae; Streptophyta; Magnoliopsida; Fabales; Fabaceae. The transcript is spliced from 2 exons.
GUUGAAGAGUACAUUGGAAGCAUGUUCUUUGCAAUGGUUGGUGGAAUUCUAACACCAUUUGACAAUGGCAGAUUUGAGGGCAAGGUUGUUGUGCAGAGUCUCCCUUCCUUCAAAGAUAAGAUUCGCUUGCUAACUCUUUCUUCACCCUCCAUUAUCAUCCUCACUCUUUCUCUCUCUCACAUCGCCAUUGUCUUCAUCGUUCUGAUCAGCUCCACUUCUUGGAUCAUUCCCUCUGAUUCCUCCGUGCCUCCAAUGGCUCCUCUUCUCAGAAUCUUGUUCGCUUUCAUGCCUCUGUUUGUUGCUCUGGCUAUGGCGGAUUCUCUCAAAUCCGUCUCCAAGGAGCAGAUCCAGUGCACAAUGUGCUCAUCUUGUCAGAACCCCUGUAAUCCGGUUCCCUCUCCGCCGCCGCCCUCUCCUCCUCCUCCGGCUUCAUCGUCCGCCAAUUGCCCUCCCCCUCCUUCUCCGCCCAGCUCCGGCGGUGGUGGAUCGUACUAUUACUCUCCUCCCCCGCCUGCUCAGUACACUUACUCGUCCCCGCCUCCCCCGUCGUAUGGUGGCGGAGGAGGGAUCGGCGGCGGAGGAACGUAUUACCCUCCUCCGUAUAACAAGAACUACCCGACGCCGCCGCCUCCGAACCCAAUUGUGCCUUACUUCCCUUUCUACUACUACAGCCCCCCUCCUCCGUCGACGGCGGCUCCAUCGCCGUCGAUCGGUUCAUCGGUUCCUGCAAUCGCUCUGUUUUCGUCUUUGUUUCUUUUGCUUUUGUAGAAAGCAAGAGAAGAAACGGAAAGAAACAGUUGGAAUAACUGCGCAGAAUCGCAGAUCUGGAAAUUUCGAGGGAAUGCGGGCGAAGAAGGAGGACGCGAAGAGCUUCCAUGGCGGAUUCCUGAAGUUCCCAAUUUACCCUUUUCUCGGCACAAAGGAAAGAACACACUACAAGAAGUUACGCAUUAUAGCUAUUGUUGUUGUCCCUCCCUUUUGUACCCCUUUCUCUGUUCUCUUAAUUUCUCUGGUAACGUAGGGAGAACGAUGCGGAUCUUCAACUUGUACGUAGCUUAUUAUGAUUUGAUUAAUAUGAUGAUCAAAUUUUAGGAAUAUAAUGUUUUUGUUCGGGUCAUUAAUUUGUGUGUUUAGAGUUGUGAUUA